UCCUAGUUUGCAAAUAUGAACAACUUCUAUAUCGAGCUUAAAAAGUGGUAUCGUUCUUUGUGGUGGCGUAUUAAAUAGUAUGUGUGUUAAUUGAAAUAGCACAAAAAAACGGAAUUAAAAGAUCGUGAUUUACAGUUUUUACUUGUUAGUGAAUAAUGCGAGAAUGAAUGUCAAAAUGAAAGUGCCAUGCGUAAUAGCCUUUGUAUUCAUUUGCUUCAAAGGAGUUGUUGGCAAAAAUUGUGGCAAUCUCAGUUAUUCACAGCCAGCUUUCAAUGGGGGAAAUGUUACAAUAACCUACAAACCAAUCAAAUUCUCGGCUACUGAAAAGCCUAUCAUUUUCAACAGUGAUGGCAAUACUUGGAUACCUGUUCCGUCAACUAUUAUGUCUAAUCCAGUGUUGGGCGUCUUUACCACGGUGUUUAAAACAAAUAUACUGAUUACUGUAUACCUUCAUGCAAAAUACGGGCCAUGCUAUAGUGAAGAAAUCCGCCUCCACUUACAAGAUCCACCAUCGACGCUGACAAUGAACGUACCAAAUAUAACAAGCUAUUCGCAGGACAUCUAUACUCUCAAGUUCAGUUGCUUCACGGACAAAAACAAUGACUUUUGCUUGAUAUCCUGGACAACAGAUGGGCAACUACUUCGUGUAAACGGAUACGGGACAGACAAAAUACAUAAUUCGUCUUUAAUGCUGUUUGUGAAUGUCAGUAAAGAAAACAAUGGUCAAACUAUAACCUGCAGUGUCAAUUGCUCCAACUUUGAUGUUCAACUAUCGAAGUCGCAUAUAGUACAAGUACCAUAUAAACCGAGUGUAAUCUUGUCGGUUAAAGACGAAGUAUGGCUAAAUGCUCAUGACACUACAAGCGUAACUUGCACGGCAAAGAGCCAACCACUUUCGGAUAUUGUUUGGUCGGUUAACGGAAACACACAACUCCUCGUUUGCAAUAAGUCCAUAGAAUGUGAGAUUCAUACACUGCCAAUAGAAACAGAUGAACACAGAAACCAUACAUGCACAGCUUUUUUCGAAUUUGGAGACUAUGACACAAGUGCGACCAUUUCAUUUCUUGCAAUUGGAAGAGCUUCGACACAAAAAACAUAUGAAACUCCAAAUAAAAGUAAAGAUGCGUCAUUGACCAACAGUAACGAUAUACCAAUGGUGUGGAUAGUCAUUGGUUUGAGCGUUAUUAUUGCGGUUGUCAUUAUAUCACCGGUCAUCGUAUUGGCCAGAAAACGGUUUUUAAAGAAGAAUCAACACACCAAUUCAAGCGAACCUCAGCCUGUCCAACAUGGGUUCAGAUACCAACCUAAUUUAUGCAGAUAUAGACAUCAAACAUUUGGAGACAGCCAGCAAACCACCUUCAAGAAAGAGGCCGCCAAGUCCGACAGAAUAUGCUGACGUUCAUACAAUCAGAACAGAACGUGGAUCAAACAGUGACAAUAUUAUUACCUAAAGUCAGGGAAGAUAACUUUACAUACGUGCCCAUAAGCUAAUGUACUCAAAUGUAAAACAUUUUCUGAAAAUUAUAAUUCUUAAUUGAUUUAAGUCAAAACUCAAUCUGGCAUUUACCAUAUGACUUACAUUCAAUGAAAAAUGUCCGGGGACUUCCAGCGACAUCAGUGCCACUACUUUCAGUCUAAGGGAGACAACCUGUAUUCAGUGAGUGUAGUUUUUUCACUCCCUUGUCUUUGUUAAAGAGGUGAAAAUUACAGUUUAAGAAAAACAACCUGUACUGAAGACAGUGCAGUGGGUUUUCUCUCUUACCUUUGUUAAAGAGUAUUGAAUGAUUAUAGCUCUACUGGCCAAAUGCCAGAAUAGCUUAUGCUAUGGCGUGGUGUCCAUACGUGUGUCCGUAAACAAUUGCUUGCGAAUGCGAUACAGUGUAAAGUUUUGAUUGUAUCUCAAUCAAACUCAUACAGUUGAUAUCCAUGAGAGUUAGAUUCUUCUCUUAAACCAGUCAGAUCCGCCUAUGUAUGAGUAAAUUAUGGCCCUUGAAAUGCUAUAGCUCUAGCAGAAGUAUUCUCUAAGGGAGAUAACUGUACAGAGAGCUGUGUAGUAUUGUAGUGAUUGUCUCCCUUUGUCGACUGUGAACCAUGAGGAUCAUUGAUUGCUUCCCUUUGAAUUUGGGUUCAGUAUAGUGCCUGUUAUUAGUAUGCACAUUUUUGGGGUAAAAAACACACCAGAAAAGUCAAGGCGGUGGAGCAUAGGACAUCAUGGGCAUCUUGUUAUUCUAUUACUUCAAAUAUAUGGGCGCCUUUUAAGAUGUUUUGUCUUUACCAUCUGUGAAAUGAUGUAUUUGUACAGUCAUGUAUUUGUACAUUCUUUUAUUUGUAUUUUCUGUGUUCUUUUCUCAAUCUUUUCACUGUUGUAACUAUAAAAUAUUCAUUAUAGUUUCUUUU
Messenger RNA from Mya arenaria, 2397 nucleotides. RefSeq lists its product as uncharacterized. Gene Ontology annotation, cellular component: adherens junction. The transcript has 8 exons. Bases 164 to 1396 code for a protein of 410 amino acids. NCBI's taxonomy places the organism in Eukaryota, Metazoa, Mollusca, Bivalvia, Myida, Myidae. The record is from RefSeq and is a predicted model, not a curated record. Gene Ontology annotation, biological process: homophilic cell-cell adhesion; heterophilic cell-cell adhesion.